This is a messenger RNA of Trichoderma breve, 1827 nucleotides long. RefSeq lists its product as uncharacterized. The transcript has a single exon. The record is from RefSeq and is a predicted model, not a curated record. The coding region runs from base 1 to 1827 and encodes 608 amino acids. NCBI's taxonomy places the organism in Eukaryota, Fungi, Ascomycota, Sordariomycetes, Hypocreales, Hypocreaceae.
AUGACACAGACUAUAGAGCCCUGUGGACUAGCGGAGGACGACGACGCUUCUUACCAGACUUUCUCCUCGAACCCUCUGGUGGAAUCCUCAGCCUCGUCUCAGCCAACCUACACAACUGCGGGGACCAUCUACAAUCCCAAUUCUUCGCAGCGACUCCAGCCCCCCGCUCGCCGUGGCCGCUUGCUCAAGUUGAACUCCGAAGCCAGCGGAUUCCCUCUUGACGCUACAAAGUUUGGCACUCCCAGAACUAUGCUCCCCGACACACAGUUCAGAUCCGACACCAGCGUCAAAGUGCCGGCUGCCCCUGCAGCUAUUCAGCAGUAUAGCCCUUUACAGCAAAACUAUGAUCGCGCUGUUAGCCCUGUUGUUAGCCCGCACCAAGAACCCAUAAUGUCAUCUCACGGCCUUAGACGGCAUAACACGUCCCUCCGUGCUGGAGCUGAUUCGCCAUCACUCUCCCUCUUUGAUAACGGCAAAGGGAAGGCGGUCAUGAUAAACAAUGAUAGUUCUAGUGAUGAUGAGGACGACAUCGUCAACAGUGCCCUAAUGAACAUGACCGUCAAAUCUCUUCAAAACCUGGCUUCGUAUCCGAACCCGAACCAAAAGAACGCUCAGAAAGCGCUCCUUCGGGGGACAAGACCAAAGGCCGGCAACAGCCUAAGCGGUGGCCCAUCCAGGCUGAGCACCCCUUUCACAUACCGCAACGACAGUCAAGGUGGAGCGCGGAUCUCCUCAAGUGAAGAAGUCUCAAUGGGACUCAGGCCUAUUCUGUCGGAACCCGGCACUCUGUACCAGAGAACCCAGGACAGUCGAUGGAGGUCUCGAAAGAUGGCAUCGGAAGCUGGGGCAAGUGGUACCUAUCACGGCGCCUUUGAAUCGCGGCUUUCGACUCCCUCUACAAACAGCGACAACGCAGAUCCCAAUCCGUUGGCAUCCAUGCAUCUCGCCACAGGUCCAGGUGCGCCCAAACCCUUGACUGCCGGGCCUCCUGGACAACGCCAGUAUCGUCCUUCAACCUUUGAAUCAACAUUCAAAGCUCUUACGACCCGAUCGGCAGCCUCUCAAGGUUACAUCGCCGAAGCUGAUGAUGACCGUCCUUCAUUUGUUUUCAAAGUGUUCAACACCCUGCCGUCGACUCCUCAAGAGUCCGUGGAAGAAGAUGAAGAAUACAUGUCAGCUCCUGAGUCAUCAUUCAUUACGUCCAAGACCAUGCCGGCACCUUCCCAGAGCCCGUUCGCUGAGUAUGAGGAGAAUCCGAUGAUUUCUCCCGACACCCUGCUGUACUUGACCAUCAACUCUGACCCCGACUGGACCCCAGAACAAAGAUGCACCGCUGAGUAUGCUUAUGGGUCUACCUGCCAAGUCUAUGAGAAGGUUGGAGCUAACAUUGCAAACUCUAGUGCUCAGAGACAGGGCUACCCCGGUUCAGUUGGCUCGGGAAUGUACCAUGCCCAGGAAGAAUGGGACGAGCCUACUGGCCCGAUGUUCCCCCAGUGUAUGGGAUAUCCAGGACGCUUGACUGCGAGGGAGAUUCAAGAGCACAAUUGGCGACUCAACAUUAUGUGGUAUGCAGGAACUGGUUUACUGGGGGACAUUGAUGCGGCAGAAGUGCUCUCCCGGCCUGCUAGCCAUAAUGUUAGCCCACCGGCAACAAGACAUAUUUACGGCGCAGUGGGCGAGGGCCGUCCCAGCCAAACUAGACAGGAAAGGCCCGCUGCUCAAGGAAACGCUACUUGGUCAUCGAGAAGCAUGUCAUUGAAGUCUGUCGACAGCGACGUUACGAACGGCCUCGCGCUUUUGGACCAGGUCUUGAGCAGGGCUGCCUGA